Vanessa atalanta (red admiral) is the source of this 1541-nucleotide messenger RNA. RefSeq lists its product as uncharacterized. The transcript has 4 exons. Gene Ontology annotation, biological process: sleep; regulation of synaptic transmission, cholinergic; positive regulation of voltage-gated potassium channel activity. The record is from RefSeq and is a predicted model, not a curated record. The coding region runs from base 95 to 586 and encodes 163 amino acids. Lineage: Eukaryota; Metazoa; Arthropoda; Insecta; Lepidoptera; Nymphalidae.
GUGGGUCGGCGUUUCAGUCUUGGUUGCCCGUCGCGUGAGAUCGCCCGUAUAUUUUCAAAAUAAAUAUAAAAAUCGUCCUUAAAUAUACAUAAACAUGGCUAAAAGUGGAGUGUUGCUCGUAGGCAUUGUUGCCCUACUCGCUGUUAUUGAUAUCGGAUCGUGUCUUCAAUGCUACCAAUGCAACUCUGAGUCGGACCCAAAAUGCAAAGAUCCUUUCUCAUCAGCAAAAAGCUUGGUGGACUGUACCACCCAGGACUCGAUCAACUACAAUCGUCAGUACUUGAGAGAAAUUUUGCCACGAGAGCUCGUAGAAGGAGUCGUCGGUGCACCAAGAUACUGCCAUAAGAUUAUCAUGCAAAAUGGAGCAACUGUUCGUACUUGUUUGGACGCCAAUCCGACCGACUUGAACCACUCCUGCCGCCUCUUCGACAACCAGGCAUCACAAAUGCCAGCGGACCCUAGCAAGCGGAUUAAGUAUUGCAGCGUGUGCGACAAGGACAGGUGUAAUGGUGCUGGAUCUAUUGCCGUCUCGAUGCCGCUAGCAAUCUUUGCUCUCAUUUCGUCAUAUCUCUACACCAAACAAUAAUAUCGACAAACAUAAACGAAAAACGGUCAGCUUCUAUAAACGCUUUCCGCUUUGAAACCUUUCAAAUUUGUGGUUGAAAAAACACAUACAAUCGAAAACAAUUACAAAAUUAUUUUAAUAAUAGUGACGGAGUUCUUAAUGAGGUAUUUCUUAUUCAUAUUGCUAUACUUUUAACUUUGUUUUUUAAUCAAGCGAAAUCAAAAACAUGAAAUAUAGUUAUGCUUUAAUUUAUGAAUAAAAUUAAAUUUGAAAACGAAUUAAAUACAUAGUAUUAUUCUACUUUAGUUAUUUUAUCCAAUAUUGAUAGAACAUAAACUAAUUUAGUAAUUGUUACGAUAGAAUUUAAAAUAAAAAUGGUACGGAAAAAAUGUCGCCUGUUAUGGGUUCAUUUGAUUUUUCUUUUUGAAAAUUUUUGUUAGUGUUGCAUGUAAUAUUAAUGUUAUAUAUAAAAUUUAGUGCCAAAUCGGCUUCUUUAAUAUUAAACAAAAUUGCCUUGUUUCUACGUAACCCGUCCAAAGUAGUUUUGUUUUACUUUUUAAAAUGAAUUGAAUAUAUUCCGUAAUCAAUUCAUAUUUUUUUAUAAUUAACUAGUAUUAUAUAUUAUCGUAUUCUGUUAAUCAUUGUCUUUAUUAAAGAAUCAGGUACAAAUACAUUAUGAUAGCAUUUUGUCCGAAAAAUAAAUAUAACUUUAGCUACUUAGUACCUAUCUGUUGGAUAUUUUGUAUAUUUAUUAACAGCCCAUCAAAACAAAUUUUAAUAAAUCAGAAAAUAUGUAUAUUUGGGCAAAUAGUACGCACUACAUAUAUUUAAGAAUAAAUUUUAGUUUGCAUUAUAUAUAAGCAAUUAUAUUAGGCACAAUGAAAUAUUCAUUUAAAAAAAGUUUUAAAAAUUAUAGAUUAAGCAUUUAUGUAUACACAUAAAUUGUGUUGACCGUCCCUUUAAGACGAUAUUGUGU